Molecule: messenger RNA, 1156 nt
Organism: Salvia hispanica
Lineage: Eukaryota; Viridiplantae; Streptophyta; Magnoliopsida; Lamiales; Lamiaceae
Product: transcription factor MYB90-like
Source: RefSeq, a predicted model, not a curated record
UCCACACGAAUGGAUGAUGUCGGUAAAAUUCACUGAUGGCCAAAAAUCGUUGGUACAAAUUUUUACCGUCAAAGCCAUUACCGAUUCGCGUAGUUUGUCAAUAAAUGGAUUCAGUGACGGAGAGUUCAAUGUUUGAAGGGGGGACGAAGCAAAGAAAGAUGAGUGCGACGUCGUUUUCAGCAGUUAACAGAAAUUCGGAAAUGGUCUGGGAUGAUAUGUGCAACUCAUAAACACCGAACGGGAAGAGCAGAUACGGUAGAUGCUCCAUAAAUUCUUUACCACUCUCAUCACGUGCUCCAAGUUAUAUAAGAUUGGUUGAAGAGAAGAGGAGGAUAAUUGAAUCAAUGGAGGGAGUGAGGAAAGGCAUGUGGACCCCAGAGGAAGAUAUUCUCCUUAGGAAAUGCAUUGAGACUUAUGGCCAAGGGAAGUGGCAUCUUGUUCCUCUUAGAGCAGGGCUGAACAGAUGCAGGAAGAGUUGUAGGUUAAGAUGGUUGAAUUAUUUGAAGCCUAAUAUCAAAAGAGGCCAAUUUUCGAAUGACGAAGUCGAUCUCAUUGUCAGGCUUCACAAGCUCUUAGGCAACAGAUGGUCCCUGAUUGCGGGUAGGCUACCGGGAAGGACAGCGAACGACAUCAAGAACUUCUGGAACAGCCAUAUCGAGAAGAGGGCAGCAGCAGAGGCCGGUCGGGCCAGAGCCCAGAAAUCCAUCACUCGCAGCAACAUCUUGCGCCCCCGACCUCGGACCUUCUCAUCCCCACGCCCUGAGCCCGGCCUAGUCACCGCGGAUACAUCUCAAAGCCACGACGCAGAUGAAUGCACGAGGUGGUGGAGCAACUUGCUCGAAAUAGCCACUGAUAACGGCGACGGCGAAACGGGAUUAAUUCAUGAUGCUUGCAACAAACAACAAGAUGAAGGUGAUGAUGUAAAGGAGGACUUCGCUGAUUUCUCCAUUGACGUUGAUAUUUGGAAGCUUCUCAACUUUGGGGAUGAUGCAUGAUUCAUUUCUUAGUAGAUUAAUGUUGAUGAGGGUUUCAGUUUUUCUAAUUCAGGCUAGUGAGCUGUUUUAGUUACUCAAUUAUAGUUGAAGAAUUACUAUGCAAUAAAUACGUGUAGGAUUGAAUUAACGGUGAAAUAUAUGUAGUAUUGUAUUAUUAUUAA